This is a messenger RNA of Drosophila ananassae, 1874 nucleotides long. Its product is annotated as fatty acyl-CoA reductase wat. Gene Ontology annotation, biological process: long-chain fatty-acyl-CoA metabolic process. The record is from RefSeq and is a predicted model, not a curated record. The coding region runs from base 327 to 1832 and encodes 501 amino acids. Gene Ontology annotation, molecular function: alcohol-forming very long-chain fatty acyl-CoA reductase (NADP+) activity. NCBI's taxonomy places the organism in Eukaryota, Metazoa, Arthropoda, Insecta, Diptera, Drosophilidae. Gene Ontology annotation, cellular component: peroxisome. The transcript has 5 exons.
AACCGAAUUUGUUUAGCAAAUUAAGAUCCACGCCCAGGGAUGCACUUUUUGAAUUGAACUACAUAUAUUUACCUCAUUGUAUUUAUUAGAAAGUUUAUUGUCCUCUCCCCAUAAAUAAAAACAAACUGAAUAAAUUACUGCGCAAAGCUAUUGUUCUCAAUUUGCCAGCCCUGGGUCAAAAUUUCGCCGGUUCAAGCUCAUUAAGGGUAUAAAUAAAACCAGAAAAAUUCGGGUGCCUCAUAAAUGUUUUAAAUUUCGACAACUUCGGACAUUUUUGACUGGAUAACUGGUGUUUUUAACUCUUUCAACGGAUUAAAAUACCCAAAAUGGAUACGGAUAUACAAUAUUCCUUUAGGAGCAAAACAAUUUUCCUAACAGGAGCCACUGGAUUUUUAGGAAAAGUUAUUAUUGAAAAGAUUUUGCGCACCACCGAAGUGAAGCGAAUUUACAUACUGGUCAGACCCAAACGGGGAAUAGAUAUUCAGGAACGGAUUGCUGCUUGGUCCAAGGAUCCGAUUUUUGGGGUGCUACUCCAGUCCAAACCAGAGGCCCUCCAACGAAUCUCUCCCAUAUCUGGAGACUGCCGGGACUUAAACUUGGGUAUUCGCGAGAUUGACAAGAGACUGCUGGCAUCCGAAGUGCAGAUCGUGAUUCAUGGAGCUGCCACGGUGCGGUUUAACGAACCCUUGCACGUGGCUUUAGCCAUUAAUACUCGUGCUACGCGGUCAAUGCUCCACCUGGCCAAGGAGAUGAAGCAACUGGAAGUCUUUUUGUACAUCUCAACAGCUUUCUCCAACUGUAUUCUGCUGCAAGUCGAAGAAAAGUUCUAUCCCGAGCACUUGACCUGCCCCUCGGACCAGGUUCUGGCCAUUAGCGAGAUGGUGACUGAUGAAGUUCUGGAUCAGAUGGAGCCGGCAUUGCUUGGACCAUUCCCCAACACCUACACUUACACAAAGGCCCUGGCUGAGGAUGUUAUCCUGAGGGAAGGAUGCGACCUGCCAGUGUGCAUCUUUAGACCGGCAAUCAUCAUUGCAACUCACAAGGAGCCAGUCUCGGGCUGGAUAGACAACAUGUACGGGCCGAUCGCGAUCUUAUACGGAGUGGCCAAAGGGGUGCUCCGGGUGGCCCUCAUUAAUAAAGAUGCCCAGGCGAGCCUAGUGCCUGUGGACUACUGCGCCAACGUGACAAUUGCCUGUGCCUGGAAAACCAUCAAGGAAAAUCAAGAGGGCAGGAGGCAGAAGGAACCGACAAUCUACCAUCUAUCCGUCGACGAGGGGAACAAGCUCAGUCACCGAGACUUCAUUCAGUACGCGCUCGAUGGCCGGAAACAGUGUCCGUUGACCAAGAUGAUCUGGUAUCCGUUCAUCGUCUGCCUGUCCAGCACCUGGCUUUUCCCUAUAGCGGCCUUUUUUCUGCACAUCGUUCCCGGUUUUUUCUUUGACUUUGCACUCCGACUAAGUGGCCGAAAACCUCGACUUUUGAACACAUACAGGAAGGUUCACAAGACGCUUAGUGUCCUAGGACCAUUCUCGAAAAACUCCUGGGUGUUUGAUAUGCGCAACACCGAUCAUCUACGUCAUCUGAUGUCGGAGGAGGACCGCAGGAUGUUCGCCUUCGACAUGGAUAGGCUGGACUGGCAGGGGUACUUUAGGAACGCCCUCCUCGGAAUGCGACUCUAUUUGGGAAAGGAAGCCCCGACUCCCUUGUCCCUAUCCAAAGGACUUCAGUUAAUAGAACGACUCAGGAUAAUCCAUUUUUGUCUGAUGAUCCUUCUUUGCUGGAUAGCCGGAUUUUUUUUAUUUUGGCUGACGAAACUUUUAGUUAAAUUUUAAUAAAUUUUCUUAAUAAACAAUAAAACUCUUAUAAAUAUUUUA